Epinephelus fuscoguttatus (brown-marbled grouper) is the source of this 3403-nucleotide messenger RNA. It is a transcript of the gene slc24a1, whose product is annotated as solute carrier family 24 member 1. Gene Ontology annotation, biological process: long-term synaptic depression; intracellular calcium ion homeostasis; calcium ion transmembrane transport. Gene Ontology annotation, molecular function: calcium channel activity; calcium, potassium:sodium antiporter activity. Gene Ontology annotation, cellular component: membrane. The coding region runs from base 284 to 2431 and encodes 715 amino acids. NCBI's taxonomy places the organism in Eukaryota, Metazoa, Chordata, Actinopteri, Perciformes, Serranidae. The transcript has 10 exons. The record is from RefSeq and is a predicted model, not a curated record.
ACAUAACCCCCUGGCCACUGGCGACAGUCUGGACUUUUACUUGUGCCACAAUAACCAGCUGUGGAAACCUGCUUUUGGAGAUUUUUGCAUCCCUCCCUUUGCAAGACAUCAGUUCUGUGGCUGGGCUUUGCAAGGAAGUGAGGAUGACAUGAAUCACACCGCUGAAGUUUUAGAUUGUGUCACCCCAUGGUCUGCUGGGGAGAGAGCUGGACUUGUCCUCAACCAAAGCCCUUUCAUGCAGCUUAAUUCUCCAUAGCAAGUAGCAUCACUGCUCUGGAGGAAAAUGCAUUGUACAAGGAGGAAGCGACUGCAGCUUAGCAGGGUUCUGUUUCUCCUCUCUGGGGUUUUUCUCUGUACCCUCUACCAGCUGACCAUCAGUGCCAGACUGUAUGAGCCUUUGCCAAUGCCUCAGAUUGGGGAGGAUUCUGGAGAAGGUUCAACAGAGGGUGUUGAGGAGGCGACAGUAGAGAUUCCAGGGCUGGAGGAACCUCUCACUGCAACACACGAGUUAGAGCCCACAGAUCAAACAACUCCAGAAAUGCAUGUGGUAACUGUUUCGGAGACAACUACAGAUUUUACAGCAUCCACCCCCACUGAAGCUCCACCAUUGCCAACUACAAACCGGACUAUUGUGCAUUGCAUCUACGUGGCCCCUGAGCCUCCACGGGAGACGCCCACACCAGCUCCUCCUGUGACCACUGUCACCCCAGCCUCUCCUGCUGAAGCUCCACAUAUGAAGGGCGAAUACCCUGAAGAUAUCUUUUCUGUUGAAGACCGUAGACGAGGCUGGGUCAUCCUCCACAUUUUUGGGAUGAUGUACAUGUUCAUUUCACUUGCAAUUGUGUGUGAUGAGUUCUUUGUCCCUGCACUCGGGGUAAUCAUAGACAAGUUAGAAAUCUCUGAUGAUGUAGCAGGAGCCACCUUCAUGGCUGCUGGAGGUUCUGCUCCUGAACUCUUCACCUCCUUGAUAGGAGUAUUCAUCGCCCACAGCAAUGUGGGCAUCGGCACCAUCGUUGGCUCGGCGGUUUUCAACAUUUUGUUUGUGAUUGGGAUGUGUGCUUUGUUUUCACGGGAGGUGCUUCAUCUAACCUGGUGGCCACUUUUCAGAGAUGUAUCCUUCUACAUAUUUGACCUCAUCUUACUCAUCAUCUUCUUCUUGGAUAAUAUCAUAAUGUGGUGGGAGAGCGUGAUGUUGGUCGGCUGUUACACACUCUAUGUGACUUUCAUGAAGUACAAUGUCCAAAUAGAGCAGGCCUUCAAGGUCCUGAUCCUCAAAAACAAGAACAUUGUCAGAAUUAUUUCUGUGGAAGAACCUGAAAAGGCAAACGGUGACGCUGAAAAUAACGCCCCUCCUGCUUCAGAAGACAAGAAUAGGUUGAAGUUGAAGCCGUCCCUUCAGCGCGGGGGAAGUUCAGCUUCUCUACACAACAGCACCAUGAGAAACACCAUCUUCCAACUUAUGAUCCACACGUUAGACCCUCUAGGUGAGGGGAAAUUUAAGGAUAAGGCUGUGACACUGACUAAUGUGGCUAAACGGACGGCAGAGAGCAAAACUCAAGACAAAAGCGAAGUUGGUGGAGGAAAAACUGAGCCGACCAAAGAGCCAGAGGCUGCUCCAGCCCCAGCCCCAGCUAAAGAGGAGAAGGAACAACCAGAGGACAAGAAGGACGAUGUGCCAGCAGGAGACGGUGGGUCAGGAGGCUCUGACGAUGAUGAAGAUGACAGCGACGAAGACAGCGAUGAGUCCAGUGAAGAGGAAGAUGAUGACGAUGAUGAUGAAGAUGAGGAGGAGAGUGACGAAGAGGAGAAAGAGGAACCUCUGUCUUUAGAGUGGCCUGACACGCCACGGAAACAAGCCACCUACGUCUUCCUGCUGCCUGUAAUCUUUCCUCUCUGGCUCACAGUUCCAGAUGUUCGCAACCAGAAAUCCAGAAAAUUCUUUGCGGUGACCUUCCUGGGCUCCAUUCUGUGGAUUGCUAUUUUCUCCUACCUCAUGGUGUGGUGGGCCCAUCAGGUGGGUGAGACCAUCGGCAUCUCAGAGGAGAUUAUGGGCCUGACUAUCUUGGCUGCAGGGACGUCCAUCCCUGAUCUCAUUACCAGUGUGAUUGUUGCACGAAAAGGCCUGGGGGACAUGGCUGUGUCCAGCUCUGUGGGCAGUAACAUCUUUGAUAUCACAGUGGGUCUUCCAGUGCCAUGGCUCCUUUACUCUUCCACACAUGGUUUUGGUCCAGUGGCUGUCAGCAGCAACGGGCUCUUCUGUGCCAUCGUGCUUCUCUUCAUCAUGCUCCUCUUUGUCAUCAUCUCCAUUGCAUCGUGUAAGUGGAGGAUGAAUAAGCUGCUGGGCUUCACCAUGUUCCUGCUCUACUUUAUCUUCUUGGUGCUUAGCGUGAUGCUGGAGGAUCGCAUCAUCAUCUGCCCUGUUUCUAUCUGAACGUGUGAGCUGGAGCCUUCUCUACAGCAGGCGUUGUCCUCACUUGUGACCUGAAGCACAACUGUUAACCCGUAUAUGGACUGAUUUCAUGAGCAUGGGUGUGGAUAUCUGUAGAAACUAUGCAGAAAGCUGCUGUAGUUGCUCUGCAUUGUUGCAACUGACGUGUGUUUGGUAUGAAAGCAACAGUACACAUAUGACAACAUUUUCUAGCACAGGUGGGACCAAGUCAUUGUUUUGUAAGUCACAAGUAAGUCUCACGUCUUUGCACUCAAGUCCCAAGUCAAGAACCAAUUCCUAAACUCUGAGUUUUGGUUCCUAAACAAGUCAUGAUGCGCUCUUCACAAAUGUAAUGCCUUCUUAACAACAUAGUAAUAAUACAUUACAUUUACAAAAAUUGUGAUUUUUUUUUAAAUUUAUAUAUUUUUUGUUAAAACAAGUGUGACUGAACUUAAUCAUAAAGAAGUAGUGCUGACAUUCCACUUUUAUAGUAUAUAGCAACCAAAGCAGAAUGGAUUUUAUAUGUUUCUGUCCUGUCUUGUUGUAUUUAUCUCAUCUCAUAUUGGGCAAACAUUUUUAACUUUCUCUUCCCAAAAUGGCUUGGGGGGAAGGUAUCAAGUUUUCAAGUGUUUUCAAGUUGAAGUCACGAGUCACUGGUGUUAUUUAUUUAUUUUGUCGAGUCUAAAGUCAUCAAAUUUGUGACUCGAGUCCAAGUCAUGUGACUCUGUUUUCUAGAACUUUUUAUUUUUAGUAACAAUGGCAGCUUUUACAUAAAUUAUUUGAUUACACCAGGAGAUGCAAACUGUCUGAAGUAGUGUAGGUAAGUGUAAAAGAAUGAACACUAACAGGGAUAUGAACAUUUUUUUUACUGUUUACAAAACAGCAUCUUUAGAAUGCAAUUAGAAAUCUAGAAUAUGUGAACAUUUUGGAAAAUGUAUGAAGUUUCUACAUGUAAAUUUUGUACAAAUCUGUGCA